AUGGGGAUAUUAGAUGUUUUUCUCCAGUGUUUCAGUUCUUCGUUCUUAUUGGGGACUGUCAUAGUCCUCCUGCUAAUCUAUUUAAUUUCCUCUUCGAGUUUCAGUACUCAAAAACAUGGUAAGGAGCCUCCAGGACCCAGACCACUUCCGUUGCUUGGGAACCUACUUCAGCUUGACCUGAAAAAACCCUACAACACAUUACUGGAGUUAUCCAAGAAAUAUGGAUCAGUCUUCACGGUCUAUCUGGGAACUAAAAAAGUGGUGGUCCUAUCAGGAUACAAGACAGUGAAGGAGGCACUUGUAGACUAUGAUGACGUGUUUGGAGACAGGAAUCCACUGGAGAUCAUGCGUGAACUUAGUCAAGGACAUGGUAUGAAAAGUGACUAUUAUGCUACAAUAAAUGUAUUUUUCAGAAUCUAG
Pundamilia nyererei is the source of this 420-nucleotide messenger RNA. Its product is annotated as cytochrome P450 2K1-like. Gene Ontology annotation, biological process: hormone biosynthetic process; progesterone metabolic process. Gene Ontology annotation, molecular function: heme binding; steroid 17-alpha-monooxygenase activity; iron ion binding. NCBI's taxonomy places the organism in Eukaryota, Metazoa, Chordata, Actinopteri, Cichliformes, Cichlidae. The transcript is spliced from 2 exons. The record is from RefSeq and is a predicted model, not a curated record. The coding region runs from base 1 to 420 and encodes 139 amino acids.